CAGAACACACAGACCUCAAAGUGACAAGAUGGGCCUUUCCGAUAGUGAGAAGUCUGCCGUUGCUUCCCUUUGGGAGAAGAUCGCUCCUCAGUCCAGCAAACUGGGUGCGGAGUCCAUGGAAAGACUGUUCCAGAGCCACCCAGACACAAAAUCCUUCUUCAGCCGUUACGACAUGAGCCCCGGCUCUGCGGAUCUCCUGAGACACGGAGGAAAUAUCUUUGGUGCUAUUGGAGAAGCCACAAAGGGCCUGGACAGCCUAAAGAAGCACCAGGACCUCCACACCAACAAGCUGAAGCUGAGUCAGGACCACAUGAAGCUGAUAUCUAUCGCUAUCGUGGAGGUUUUGUCUUCCCACUUUGGAGGUGAUUUCAAUCAAGCUGCCUGGGAAAAGUUCCUUUCGGAAGUCGGCGCUAUCCUGACUUCCAGCUAAUCGUCUGGUUUUCUGAACAAAGCGGCUCCUAAAAAUCCAAUAU
Messenger RNA from Nanorana parkeri, 473 nucleotides. Its product is annotated as hemoglobin heart muscle subunit alpha-type-like. Gene Ontology annotation, molecular function: oxygen binding; peroxidase activity; haptoglobin binding. Lineage: Eukaryota; Metazoa; Chordata; Amphibia; Anura; Dicroglossidae. The transcript has 3 exons. Gene Ontology annotation, biological process: hydrogen peroxide catabolic process; oxygen transport. Bases 29 to 430 code for a protein of 133 amino acids. Gene Ontology annotation, cellular component: blood microparticle; haptoglobin-hemoglobin complex; hemoglobin complex. The record is from RefSeq and is a predicted model, not a curated record.